Solanum lycopersicum (tomato) is the source of this 1613-nucleotide messenger RNA. Lineage: Eukaryota; Viridiplantae; Streptophyta; Magnoliopsida; Solanales; Solanaceae. The record is from RefSeq and is a predicted model, not a curated record.
UACGUUCUUUAUCCUUCUUCCUUAUUAUAAUUCUAGAAUUAGUAUUAGUAGUACGUGUAUUAAGAUCAUUAUAAGGAAUUUAAUUUUAUUUUUUUUGCAGAUAUAUGGAGGAGUUAUAUUCAAUUCCAUUAGGUUAUAGAUUUUUACCAACAGAUGAUGAGCUUAUUGAGCAUUAUUUGAUGAAGAAAAUCAAUGGUGAAAAAUUACCAAAAAUUAAUGAUUUUCAAGAAAUAUGUAUCAAUAGUUCUCAUCCACAAGAAUAUUGCACGACCGAAAAUAAACACAAAAGAGGGGAGAAUUGGUACUUCUUCACAAGAAGGGAAAAAAAGUACAAAAAAGGAGGUAGACCAAAUAGACAAGUAGGAGGCAAAAAAGGCUUUUGGAAAGCUACUGGUAAUGAUGUAGAAAUAAUGAAAGAUGGUCAAAUUAUUGGGUACAGAAAGACACUUGAUUACCAAGAAGAAAAAGGAAUUAGAUCUAAGUGGAAAAUGCAUGAAUUUCGUAUUCAUAAAAAAGGUUUAUCACAUGAGUUGGACAAAAGUGUCUUGUGCGAGAUCUAUAUCAACAAAAGGACCAAUAAUAACGAUGAAGAUAUUAUUCAAGCUACGAGCGAUAAUAUUAAUGAGGUUAUAAAUAUCAAUAACGAUAUUUUUAACAAUAUUAUUCAAGCUCCGAGCUACAAUAUUGAUGAAGUCAGUUACAAUAACAAUGUUAUUCAAGCUACGAGCUAUAAUAUGGACGAAGUUAAGUAUUUCAACGGUUAUGAAAAUAUAAUUUAUCAUGACGAUCCGAUUCCUGAAAAUAUCAACAUGAGGAUUCAUGAAGAAAAUUUGGAGCAUGGACAAAAUUUUAUAGGUACCAACGAUUGUUUGGAGUUUUAUAAUGAUCAUCAAUUUGUUCAAAAAAUUAAUACUCCAAAUUUAAUUUCAUCAUCAAGUAAUCAUAUUGAUAAUAAUAUAUAUCAUUAUAAGGGUUUUGAUGAGCUUGGUGUGGUGGUACAAAAAUAUGUACAAAAUGGCUGUGCCAAAAAUAAUAUUAUUCAAGCUACGAACGAUAAUAUUGAUGAGGUUAAAAAUGUCGAUGACAAUGACAAUAUUAUUCAAGCUACGAGCAACAAUAUUGACGAGGUUAAGAAUGUCAGUGGCAAUGACAAUAAUGUUUAUGAUUUUAAGGGUUUUGAUGAGCUUAGUGUAGUGGUACAACGUUACGUACAGAUGAAAAAAUGAAAAGACUAGCAAAAUAAUAUUUAUUUAUUUAUUUGCAUCUCACAUUUUUUUCCAGAAUUAUUGAAAAGUCAAAGCAUUAAUCAUGUUUCAGUAUCUACACUUUUUAAGCGUUUGAAUCAUGAUUAUCUUAUUUAAAAGUUUAAAUUAUUUGUAUUAUGUUAUUUUGUCGUUUCUUCUGUGUAAAUAAGGAGGAGGAGAUGGGGAUAAGGUGGAGGAUAUCUUUUGUUCUAUUAAGUUGUGACUAUUUUUCUAUGAGUUUACGUUUUGCGCACCUUUUGUAUAAUAUGAAAUUACAAUCUAUUCCUCUUUAACUUGUAAUUAUAUUAAAAAGUAACUCAAACUGAAUACAUAAUAUGUUUUCAGAUACAUUAAAAACUAGCUCAGAUA